UUUUUCGAAAGGCGCUCUCUAGUUCCAACUCAUCCGCAAGUUCUCAGCGAAUAUCUCAUUUUCAGGCGCCAAAGCGAAAAAGCACCAAACUCAUUGCUCUAUCCCAGGAGAAGAGCCGACAAAUUCACUCGCAUCCAUUUGGCUGUCCGUUGCAUUGGAGCCUGUUGCAUAUUAAUGAGCCCUCAUGUCUGCUUCACUAGGGCUUGUCAUUUACUCGGCAGUUAAGCCGAUCUUCAAGAUCUACUUCAUUAUCGGCAUGGGCUUUUUCUUGGCCAAACGCAAUAUUUUGCCGGUAUCGACAUGCCGAGACAUUUCUGAUCUCGUCGUGACCGCGAUCAUGCCCUGUUUGAUUUUCAACAACAUUGUGUCUUACUUACAGAGCUCAGACAUCAAGUUCAUCGGCAUAGUUUUUUUUGAGGGCACGCUUCUUUUUUUCAUGGGUGCCAUGUUGGGGCUUCUCACCCAUUAUGUUUGCAGGUCUCCCAAGGCAUGGUUUGGUGGACUUAUAUCCGUGGGCUUGUUCCCCAAUAUCUCAGAUCUUCCUAUCGCGUACUUACAGACCAUGGCUAAAACAGAUAGUCUUUUUACCAGUGAUGAGAGCGACAAGGGCGUAGCAUACGUGUGCAUUUUCCUUGCUGCACAGGUCUUCUAUCAGUUCAGCUUGGGGCUUUUCAAAUUGGUGAGGUAUGAUUUCCGGGAUCAGCUUGCCAAAGCCGAUGCGGAGCAGGAAGUAGGUGGGUCUAAACUUGAGGCUACAUCCACUAGCAGCGAGUCAUUGGUAUUGCCCAAGCCCAAAAUCCCAGAUGCCACCACAACCUAUUCAGACGACUCGGAGUCAAUCGAUUCCGCCGACCCUGCCGAGCUCGAGGCCAAGUCUUUCUCCGAAGAGGGAGCACAAACAGGGAAUACCCAGGAUAUCGCAUCUGAAAAGGAGAUGUCUGGGAAGAAUCCGGAAGAAGAAGCCGAAGAGGAACCAUCCGAAAAGAAGAUACAUGAAAAAGAAACACCUGGAAAGGAGGAAUCACAAAAUGAAACCAGCAGCCAGCUCUCCAAAAACAUGACGCACAUGUCCGGCCUGUGCUUGCGUAGAAGGCGCCUGUCCAGCUUCGUUCUAGAUAAUCCGCUUCACAUGACUCGUACCACCGAUUCGUGUCUGGAAAUAUCCGAGGAUAUAGGAGAUAUUAUCCACGAGUACUCGGAAUUCAAGAGGCUCAAAACUCACGAGCUGCACCGGCUGCUCAACGCCACGGAAGACAGAAGAAGCGACGAAUAUCAGCUCGAGGAAGAGCUGCCAGUACCUACCCGGUCAUUUGCUCUGCGGCUCAAGAAAAAUGUGAUACUGACGCUCAAGAACUUUCUUGCACCCAAUUCAGUGGCACUCAUAGUCUCUCUCGCCAUUGCCAUGUCGCCACCGCUUAAGGCGCUAUUCGUGACCACAAGUUUCCCCAUGCCACUGGCGCCGGACGAGCAGCCGCCGCUUUCUUUUGUCAUUGAUAUUGCAAGUUACGUAGGCGCUGCAUCUGUGCCUUUAGGUCUUCUCAUACUAGGGGCCACGAUUGCGCGCUUGAGGGUGACGGCAAUUGUGCCUGGAUUCUGGAAAACUGCCGUCAUGAUCACUGCAUGUCGAUUGAUUGUUUUGCCGAUCUUUGGGGUUGGAUUGACCACUGGUAUCUACAAGGCCGGCUGGUAUGGAGACGACAACUUGAUUCGCUUUGUCAGUGUGUUGGAAUACGGACUUCCCAAUGCCACGGCGUUGGUAUACUUCACCGCAUUUUACACGGAUCCAGACUCGCCCGACCAUCUCCAAAUGGACUGCUUGGCUAUCUGCUUGAUCGCACAGUACUCGGUCUUGUUCAUAUCGCUACCUUUCCUUGUCACCUUUAGCUUGAAAGUCUCGAUGGGGUUUUAAGCGCGACAGAUUCCUUUGGAUGAUAGAAGCUUUGUUGGAAAAACAUAAUCGGGACGAAUGAUUGUUACAUGUCCUGAAAGACUUAGGCUCGCGGAAAGGUCUUCGACCGGUGCAUCACAUAGUGGGUUUGAUUGGGAGAGUAUGCG
Metschnikowia bicuspidata var. bicuspidata NRRL YB-4993 is the source of this 2055-nucleotide messenger RNA. RefSeq names its product putative ATPase (gene ECM3). Gene Ontology annotation, biological process: transmembrane transport. NCBI's taxonomy places the organism in Eukaryota, Fungi, Ascomycota, Pichiomycetes, Serinales, Metschnikowiaceae. Gene Ontology annotation, cellular component: membrane. The transcript has a single exon. The coding region runs from base 185 to 1909 and encodes 574 amino acids. The record is from RefSeq and is a predicted model, not a curated record.